Pelobates fuscus (common spadefoot toad) is the source of this 2062-nucleotide messenger RNA. Its product is annotated as potassium voltage-gated channel subfamily V member 2-like. Gene Ontology annotation, cellular component: membrane; voltage-gated potassium channel complex. Gene Ontology annotation, molecular function: delayed rectifier potassium channel activity. The coding region runs from base 169 to 1695 and encodes 508 amino acids. The transcript has 2 exons. NCBI's taxonomy places the organism in Eukaryota, Metazoa, Chordata, Amphibia, Anura, Pelobatidae. Gene Ontology annotation, biological process: protein homooligomerization; potassium ion transmembrane transport. The record is from RefSeq and is a predicted model, not a curated record.
CAGUAGGAUUGAAAGUUAAACAUGAAAAAGGAGGUUUCUUAUUUGCAUUUAUCUGUUUUUAUUUUGCAUGUCUUCAUUUGGAGAUAAAUCGAGGUUGUACAAUAUUUUAAACACGGACUCAAUAUUCAAGAAUGUAAUUUAAAAAAAAGAUAUCUGUCAAGUUGGGAUAUGAAAGAACGAGGCGUUAGAAGAACAAGCUUAUCUGCAAACCUGAAGUUUGGAGACCACGCAGACAUCCAUUCGUACGAAUGUAAUAAUUGUAUUCCUUUUGCACAGAUGCAUUUGAUAAAAAAAUGGAACUCUUUGGAAGACUUUGCUAAUCUGAAAACUGACAUUUGUCCCCAAGAAUCAUUAAAAAUUAAUCUUUUAUUUCUUAAUCUCAAUGUUGGAGGAAAGAGAUUCCAGAUUGACUACCAGGUGGCAGCACGAUAUCCAAUAACUAGGAUCGGGAAGAUUGCAACUUGUGUCGAUCCAGUCAAGAGGCUAGAUCUAUGUGAUGAUUUUUCAGUCCAAAGAAAUGAAUAUUUCUUUGAUCGAGACCCUAUUGUUUUCUACUAUAUAUUUCAUUUCUAUCGUAGUGGCAUUCUGUGGAUAAUGGAUGAACUGUGUCCAAAAAACUUUGUUGAGGAAACCGAGUACUGGGGUAUUCACUUAAACUAUACCCAAAGAUGCUGUCGCAUACUCUUUGAAGAACAUCACGACGAGCUUAAGGAGCACAUUAAAAUACAGAAGGAUCUCCAAGCAGAAGUUUACCGUCAUGACCAUGAGAAACAUUUUGCAGGCAAAUGGUUGGGGGAUUUGCGAAAGAAGAUAUGGAAUUUGAUGGAAAAUCCUUACUCUUCUAUUCCAGCAAAAUUCCUAGCUGUAUUGUCCAGUUUUUUUGUUUUGAUUUCUAUAGUGGCCAUGUGUCUGAGUACAGUGGAAGAACUCCAACACAUGAAUAUAAAUGGUAAACCCUUCAUGGAACAAGUGGAAAUUGUAUGUGUCAUAUUUUUUUCCACGGAAUAUGUUAUGAGAUUGUUUUCGACUUCGGAUGUAAAAAGAUUUCUAAAAACUGUGUUAAACAUAGUUGACUUAAUAGCAAUCCUUCCUUUUUACAUACAAAUUAUAUUUGAAAGAUUCUCGGAAGAGACAGACCUGCAUUUACAUCAUGAUGAUAUCGAAAAAAUGGAAAGAGUGGGGCAACUUGGGAAGGUACUGAAAAUUAUAAGGCUGAUGCGUAUAUUUCGAGUUUUAAAACUAGCUCGCCAUUCUACUGGUCUUAGAGCUUUUGGAUUCACCAUCCGUCAGUGCUACCAGCAAGUUUGCUGUCUUUUCUUGUUUAUUGCUAUGGGAGUGUUCACCUUCUCUGCUCUUAUGCACUCUGUAGAACAUGAUAUACCUGGUACCAACUUCACUAGCAUUCCUGAUGCCUGGUGGUGGGCAGCGGUCAGCAUUUCUACUGUGGGAUAUGGCGACACAGUUCCUGACAGUGUUUUAGGAAGAAUUGUUGCUUUUCUCUGCAUAUCGUUUGGCAUUAUCCUCAAUGGAAUGCCUAUCUCCAUACUAUACAACAGGUUUUCUGACUUUUAUGCAAAAUUGAAAGCCCAUGAGAGUACGGGCACUUUGAAACAAGCACAUGGAAUAAGAUUUAAAGAGAGGACCAUAAAGAAGUUUAUGUCUUGUUGUUCAGUGAGACAAGGGAUAGGAAAAUAACGGGACAAUAAAAAUAAAGCAUUUAAUCUCUUAGGCUAGCAUAAUUUAAUGCUAGUUUGCAAAUAUUAAUAUGGCGUAACUACAUGAACACGAGCUUCCAUUAGUGAGACAUUACGGGAUUUAUAUUAGUUGCAUGAGAACACAUAGACUUUCACUAAUCAUUAAUCCCAACUGGGAUCCAAAAGAAUCUCCUAUGAUUAAUUGAUGCUCGAAGACUGGAGGAGUUCGAGCAUAGCAGAUGCGCUUUAUAUGGACUCCACAUACAUCUAUCCUCUCCAGAGCGCCAUGAGGCGGUGAUCGACAACAUCCUACUGGGUGAUGACGUUGCCUCCCCAUUCUGGCCUACUCAGGACAUAGGCUGAUUAUU